Messenger RNA from Penicillium chermesinum, 687 nucleotides. Its product is annotated as ESCRT-III subunit protein DID4. Gene Ontology annotation, cellular component: multivesicular body; ESCRT III complex. Lineage: Eukaryota; Fungi; Ascomycota; Eurotiomycetes; Eurotiales; Aspergillaceae. Bases 1 to 687 code for a protein of 228 amino acids. The transcript is spliced from 5 exons. Gene Ontology annotation, biological process: protein transport; late endosome to vacuole transport; endosome transport via multivesicular body sorting pathway. The record is from RefSeq and is a predicted model, not a curated record.
AUGAAUAUCGUUGAAUGGGCCUUCGGCAAGCGCAUGACACCUGCGGAACGUCUGCGCAAGCACCAGCGAGCUCUGGAUCGAACUCAGCGCGAAUUAGACCGAGAGCGCACAAAGCUAGAGAACCAAGAGAAGAAAUUGGUACAGGAUAUCAAGAAGAGUGCAAAGAAUGGUCAGAUUGGUGCCUGCAAGAUCCAAGCCAAAGAUUUGGUUCGGACACGACGAUACAUCCAGAAAUUCUAUCAAAUGCGCACACAGCUACAGGCUAUUUCGCUCCGCAUUCAGACGGUGCGAAGCAAUGAACAAAUGAUGCAAUCUAUGAAGGGCGCCACACAUCUCCUAGGGAGUAUGAACCGAUCUAUGAACCUUCCGGCUUUGCAACGCAUCGCCAUGGAGUUCGAACGCGAAAACGAAAUUAUGGAUGAGCGACAAGAGACAAUGGACGACGCAAUCGACGAGGCCACUGGGAUGGAGGGCGAAGAAGAUGAGAGCGAAGAUCUUGUUAAGGAAGUUUUGGAUGGGAUUGGUGUCGACUUGGGCCAAGCAGUAUGUGACCUCCCCUUGGCGAAACACCUUCCGAUAUUCAAAAAAGAGUCAACCGGCGAAGCAAGGGUUGCGCAAGCAGUUGGUGGUGGUGGUCACGCUGACGAUGAUGACCUCCAGGCUAGGCUAGACGGUCUUCGGCGAUAG